UCCAGACCAACACCACCGGUAAGGACAAUAUUUGGGUCGAGUUAGUUUUGUUGUGCGGGUGCGAAAUUUUAGUGAGUCGAGUGGAGAAAAGGAACUUUUGGAGGCACGGCGAUAUGGCGGCUUUUCUGAUACUUCUGGUAAGCCUCUUCCUCAGAACGGAAGCUGGUCAACAUCACUUCGUCCCACCACAGCUGCAGUUCACGGGUCAAGUUCCACAGAGGUUGUACUCAACAGCCCACGCCCAAGCACACGCUGAGGCUCACGCACAAAGUCAAAGUCACGCCCAAUCUCACCAGCAAAACCUCCUGAUACCCACGUUUCAGCUAGAACAACAUCUGGUGCCUCAGAAAAUUACCCCGGAUGAGUUGGUGGAAGAAGAAUGGAAAGAAUUCAAGUUGGCAUUUCGUAAAGUCUACGCAACAGAAGAAGUAGAGAAGCUGCGGAAGGAGAUAUUCAUCGAAAACAGAGCGAAAAUCGCUCGAUUUAACCAAGACUUCAGCCAAGGCCAUAAGAACUUCGUGCAGAGAAUCAACGCUUUCGGUGACAUGCUGUCUCACGAGUUCAAUGCCAAUGUAAACGGUUUUAACAGGUCGACGGUUUCACAGCAAACCGCCGCCGUAGACACCUCCUCUACUUUUAUUCCCAGCGCAAAUGUACCGUUCCCUGAAAGCAUCGACUGGAGGCAGCUUGGAGCUGUCUCAUCGGUCAAAAAUCAACAGAUGUGUGCCGGAUGUUGGGCCUAUGCAGCGGCAGGUGCAUUAGAAGGGCAGCAGUUUAGGAAGACCGGCAAACUGACAGAAAUCAGCGUUCAAAAUUUACUAGACUGUACAAGGCCUUACGGAAACGAAGGUUGCGAAGGGGGUUUAAUGGAUCCAGCGUUCCAGUACAUUAAAGAUAACAAAGGAGUUGACGGUGAAGAGUCUUAUCCAUUGGAGGGAACUGAGAACAAGUGCAGGUUCAGGAGAGAUGCCGCUGUAGCCACAACGACUGGUUUCGUGGACAUCGCCCAGGGUGACGAAAAGGGCCUGGAGAUCGCUGUGGCGACUCUGGGCCCCGUGACGGCGGCCAUCGACGCUAGCCGCGACACCCUCCAGUUCUACUCGGACGGGGUCUAUUACGAUCCGGAGUGCGGAAGCAAACCAGAGGAAAUGAACCACGCCGUCUUGAUAGUCGGGUACGGCGUCGAACCGAACGGUCAGAAGUACUGGUUGGUGAAGAACUCCUACGGUUCCGAGUGGGGCAUCGGGGGUUACAUCAAGAUGAUCAAGGACGUCGGCAACCACUGCGGGAUAGCUACGCAAGCGAGUUUUCCACUAGUUUAGUUGUUUUUUGGUGUAUAAGGAAGUGAAUGGCAUCUUUAAGAUUCAUUAAUAAAAUUUCGCUCCUCUUUCGAAUUGUGUAAGAAUGAAUUUUGGUGUUGCUCUGAAGACAAAAUUCUGCAGGUCUCCACUCUGAUAAAAAAUAAGAAAACAGUUCAUGAGAUGUAAAAUCAAAGAAGCAUCAUUUGGGAGAUACAGGAUGAUAAAGAUUUAUUGUUUUUUUUAUUAUUUUCAUUUGUUGUACAUGAUUUUUGGAAAUUAUUCAUUCAAAUGCGAUACAUUCGACAGUUUUUUGAAGAUCGAAGCAAUAUGCGAAGAUGCAGGAUGUUAAAUGUUACAAAAAAAAAUAUUACGCAGAACUGACUUAAAAUUAAUUCACAGGCCGACAAAAUUUUGGACCAGAAAUCAGAUUAUACCUAUUUUGAAAGUUUUGGACGAGUUGAAUAUGAAUCCAAUCUCAGAAUUGCUACAUAACGUCAAAUUUUCGAGAUAUCCUAACCUAAAAGUUCAAAAACGCGAUUUUUCGCUGUAUUUGAGGUUAUGUUACAUCACGAGGUAAUUUACCCCACAAAACUCGUUACUAUACUCCUUAUAUCUACGAAUGAACUUCCUCACUGUUAUCAAUUUUUCUAUUAGACAACGAAUAAAGAGAAUAAAUAAUAAAAACAAAAAAAUUUAUUUUUUUUCUUAUUUUUUUGUCAAACACCUGUAGAAUUUUGUAGCUGGACUUUUGCAACAUCCUGUACAUCACAGCAUGAAAAUAUUUAUUUUAACUGAUUCCAUCAUCAUUUUCAUUAUUUCUCACCUAAUAUUCAAAAUAUUUUUAAUAUCUCUAAUGAAACUUGUAUAUAUUACAGGGUGAUUCACAAAUAGUGACCAAGAAUGAAACCUUGUUUUCUUUGGUAAUUUUAAGGGGAGUCUUUCCUAUAAGGUUUUUGUCUAGGACACUUCGUUAAAAAGAUACAGGGUAUA
Molecule: messenger RNA, 2291 nt
Organism: Anoplophora glabripennis (Asian longhorned beetle)
Lineage: Eukaryota; Metazoa; Arthropoda; Insecta; Coleoptera; Cerambycidae
Product: cathepsin L1-like
Exons: 5
Coding region: 114-1322 (402 amino acids)
Biological process (GO): immune response
Cellular component (GO): lysosome
Molecular function (GO): cysteine-type endopeptidase activity
Source: RefSeq, a predicted model, not a curated record